AUGCGUCUGGACGAGGGCUUGUUCACGGACGCGCUCGAGCUCUCGAGGGUCUCCCAACUCGCGCUGCGAACGUUGGAGAAAGCCAAGAGCGAGGCGGAGAGCGUCUCCAACUUGCACCGCGCGUUCGUCGCGAACAUCUCGCACGAGCUCCGAACGCCGCUGAACUCGAUCAUCGCGUUCAACUCGAUGCUUCUGGAGGACGAGACGUUGUCCGAGGCGCAGAGGGAGUUCGUCUCGAGCGCCAUCGUCAGCGCGGAGGCGCUCCUGGGCAUCAUCGGGCAGAUCCUCGACUUCGCUAAGCUCGAGUCCGGCAGCGACACGCACCAGGAGCUCGUCGUUGAAAACUUCGAGGUGCGCGCGUUCUCCUUCACGCCGGCGAAUAAGAACCAGGUGGAGAUGGUCGUCGACGUCGACCCCUCGUUGGACGGCGUCGUCCUUCGCGGGGAUAAAUUCCGACUGCGACAGGCGCUCAUCAACGUGACGAACAACUCGAUCAAGUUCACGCGCGAGGGCGGCGAGGUUCGCGUCACGGCGCCCGGCGUGGGCGGGGUUGCGGGCGAACGUAACCACCCGCGAAUGUCCAUCACGUGCCACGUCGUGGACGACGGCAUCGGCAUCCCGGACGAUAAGCUCGGCGUCGUCUUCAUGCCGUUCGGGCAGGCGAGCAUAGGAAGCACGCGCGAGUACGGCGGCACCGGGCUGGGCCUCGCGAUCACGUCGAACAUCAUGCACGCGUUGGGUGGCUCGAUCGAGUGUGCGUCGACGUUGGGGCGCGGCACGACGAUGACGCUGAAGCUCUCGCUGGAA
Micromonas pusilla CCMP1545 is the source of this 807-nucleotide messenger RNA. RefSeq lists its product as uncharacterized. Lineage: Eukaryota; Viridiplantae; Chlorophyta; Mamiellophyceae; Mamiellales; Mamiellaceae. Gene Ontology annotation, biological process: signal transduction; phosphorylation. Gene Ontology annotation, molecular function: phosphorelay sensor kinase activity. The record is from RefSeq and is a predicted model, not a curated record. The annotation marks the transcript as partial. The transcript is spliced from 3 exons.